Oryza brachyantha (malo sina) is the source of this 3153-nucleotide messenger RNA. RefSeq names its product TORTIFOLIA1-like protein 2. The transcript has 8 exons. The coding region runs from base 269 to 2779 and encodes 836 amino acids. Gene Ontology annotation, molecular function: microtubule binding. NCBI's taxonomy places the organism in Eukaryota, Viridiplantae, Streptophyta, Magnoliopsida, Poales, Poaceae. Gene Ontology annotation, cellular component: microtubule. The record is from RefSeq and is a predicted model, not a curated record.
CGUGAACUAGUGCUGGGAUUGGAUGGGGUUUUAGCUGGUUGCUUUCCAAUCCCUAGGGUUUAACUGUUCAAAUGCUCCAACAGUUGCGAUGCGGCAAGUGUAAGAUAUCAAGUGAUGGGUGGGGAAUCUACAGGAAACAAAGACUCCAUUCCCGAGGAGGAGAUGCCAUUGUUCCUGUCUGUAUCCAUGCUUCUGUGAGCUGCUUACCGAGCUCCCUGCUAAGUUGGUGCCUGAGCUGUGUCUCGCAAGUGUGAUUUAGGCUUCCAAGAUGAAGUCCAGUGCGGUUACCUCCAAAGGCAAGGCUGCAUUUGAGCUGAAGCACAGGCUGGUCCAAGCCAUUAACAAGAUUGCGGACAGAGACACCUACCAGAUUGGGUUGGAUGAGCUUGAGAAGGCCGCUGAUACCUUGGCUCCUGACAUGGUUGGCCCCUUCUUGUCGUGCGUGGUUGACACCGAUGCCGAGCAGAAGAGUGCGGUGAGGAAGGAGUGCGUCAAGGUGAUUGGCACAUUGGCUCGGUCCCAUGGAGGCCUAGUGGCACCACACAUGGCGAAGAUGGUGUCUAGCAUUGUCAAGCGCCUCAAGGAUGCGGACUCUGUUGUUAGGGAUGCCUGUGUUGAUACUUGUGGUACUCUUGCAGUUUGUGCUAGAGACUAUGGGGACGGUGGAGCUGCGUUGGUUGCAUUGGUGCGGCCCUUGUUUGAAUCACUUGGUGAGCAGAAUAGGUAUGUUCAGGCUGGGGCUGCGUCGUGCUUGGCCAAGGUUAUUGACGAGAGCAAUUACUUUCCUGGCCCUGUUCUCCCGCAGAUGCUUGUUCGUGUUGUUAAACUGCUCAAGAAUCCCCAUUUCAUGGCAAAACCUGCAGUGAUUGAGUUGAUCAGAAGUAUUAUUCAGGCUGAAGGUGCUUCUACAGAGCAGUCUUUAGCAUCUGCUCUAACAAGUAUUAUGGAUGCCCUGAAGAGCAGUGACUGGACUACAAGGAAAGCAGCUUCGCAAGCUUUAUCAAGUAUUGCUGUUAGUUCUGGAUUCCUGGUUGCCUCCUUUAGAACUUCCUGCCUUCGCUCCCUUGAACGUUGUAAAUUUGACAAGGUCAAACCAGUGCGUGAUGCAAUUACCCAAGCCAUUCAGUUGUGGAAGGCUAUUCCAGGGUCUGAUACUCCUGAGCCAUCAGAAGCUGGAUCAUCCACAAAAGAAAACUUCUUUGGUGACCAUCAUGAUACGAGCAGUAUAUAUGAUGGUGGAUCAAGAGAUACUUCUUUCAGGAGAGUUGAUCAUCUAUCUUCUGUAUCUGCUAUCAGUGGCAAUUCUAUUACUUCAUCGAAGAAGAGAUCUCCUUUGUCUAUCAACAAAAUAGCCCUGAACAAUGCUGCAAAUCAGCAACGCUCGAAGUUGAGUGAUUGGCAUGUUGAGAUUUCUGUUCCUAAGCAGAAUAUGAUUCCAUUAGUUCAUUUCGAAGAAAAGGCAUCUGGCAACAUUAGCAUGCUAAAGGAUUCAAAGAGAAGCCCAUAUGACAUUGUGGACGAUGACAGUAAGUUUGACUAUGACCCCAUGGAUGAUAAACAAGAUUGCUCUUCUGUGUCAGAAGUAGCCAGCAGGAGUUGUGAGACAAAGCAUGUAACUUCUGCUCAGGAGUGCAUUGAGGACUGUGAUUCUGCAAGACUCAAUGAGCAAUUCCCUAGGGCUCAAAAGAGUAAGAGCAUAGACUCCACUGUUACAGAUAGCACCUCACAUGGGGUGCAUACUUGUUGUCUGAGUGCAAUGAAAGAACUUGCUCAUAUAAGGACGCAACUUCAAGAAAUGGAGAGGAAACAAGCAAAUAUCUUUGAUAUGUUGCAGGAAUUCAUGUCUAACGCAGUGGAGAACAUGUCAGUGUUAAGCAUGAAAGUGCAUAAUUUGGAGAAUGCUGUGGAUAAAACUGUGUAUACAAUUACUCAAAGUGAAAGCCGCUAUCACCUUCCUGGCUCCAAGUUUGUUAAGAACCAAAGUGCCACUUCUUCACCAAGGGUUUCUUCUUCUACACCUAGAUCAUCUGUGGAUGCUAACUACAAGCCACCAUCAAUUGCACAUUUGAAACAAGAGAAAAAGUGGAUGCACGAUCAACCAUUAAAGGGCUUAAGCAUGAGUGUAAAAGAGGGAGAAUUUCUGAAGAGUCAUACUCAUGACAAAACUAGAAAGCCUGGGGUUGUGAGAUCGGAAAGUACUUUGGGAAGAUAUGCUCCAAGCUCAGCAAGGACUCGAGCAUCAGUGGUUAAGGGAAACUUUCCAGUUUCACUUACCGAUUCUUGUGAGCAGCCUGAGCUGCAAAAUGCAUUAUGUGCUUCGAAAGAAGUUGAUGAGUUUCAUGGUGCUGAUGACAUGGAGUCUGCAUAUGUAGAAGCCCUGAAUAGUGGUGAUUGCGAUUAUCUGAUUGACCUAAUGGAUAGAACUGGACCUGUUCUUGAGAAAUUAUCACGUGAAACGACAAAUGAACUUUUGAGGGUUAUAGUUGGCCAGUUCCUGAAUAAAAAGUUCUUUGAUUUGGCACUGCCAUGGCUUCAACAGGUAACAGAUUUAAUCAUGAUUUAUAAGCCAAGCCAACUUUUUGUGUCUUUGAGGGCGCAAAAGGAGUUCCUUGCUUUAAUUGAGGAAGCUGCAACAAGUGGAUCUACAGAGCCAGCGAUCAGAAUUGCUAUUGCAAAGCUUGCAUUUAAACUGACAAAAGUUUGUGAGGUUGCGCCAUGCAGGAAAGUUUCGACUAGAGUGUGCAGGGGAAAUGAAACUAUCAUGGCCACUGCGAUGUGAAAUACUGCAUCUAGCAAUGUAACCUGCUUUAUGUUCAAACUUCAAAUCAUGCUGCAGUAACCGGGUGCGCUUAUUUCUUUUGUUUUGUUGUAGCCCUGUGUGACAAUGCCUACUCGGUUUGAGUACUAUGUGCAAGACUAGAUGAAUUAUGCAAACUGAUCCAUAGUUUGCUAGUUAAACCUGUAGUACCUUUCGUUGCUAGGAAACUGCUGUUUUUAGCAGUGCAAUUGUGAGAUUUGCUCUCGUAAGUGGUGACCAUUGAGUUUGUGAAUGUAUUCUAUCCCUUUUGAAAAGAGGAUUCAUGCUUCGUCAGCAAUGCUUGUUACUCAACUUGAGAUUGCCCAGUAGUUGUAUGCUCAGGUAGAUGACUUUGC